AUGAUCAACGGAAGCUUCUCCCAAAGCUUCAUCCUCUUGGGAUUCUCCAACCAGCCCUACCUGGAACUGGUCCUCUUUGCAAUCAUCUUGUUUUUCUACCUCCUGACCCUGUUGGGCAACACGUCCAUCAUCCUAGUGUCCCAGUUGGACCCCCGGCUCCACACGCCCAUGUACUUCUUCGUCUCCCACGUCUCCUCACUGGACCUCUGCUUCACCACCAGUGUCAUCCCCCAGGUGCUAGUUCACCUGUCCCGAACAGACAAGUCCAUCACCUUUGGCGGCUGUGCCGCCCAACUGUACAUGUCCCUGGCCCUGGGCUCCACUGAAUGUCUCCUCCUCACCGCCAUGGCACUGGACCGCUUCGCCGCCAUCUGCUACCCCCUACGUUAUGCCAUCUUCAUGAACCCUCGUCUCUGCCGGCAGCUGGCCGCCGGGUCUUGGGUGGGUGGCUUCAUGGCGUCUCUGCUGCAGACCGUCCUCACCAUGAAGCUGUCCUUCUGUGGUCGGGCACAGGUGGACGGCUUUGUGUGCGAGGUCCCCGCUCUGCUGAAGAUCUCCUGUGUCGACACGACCUUCAUCGAAGUGGAGCUAUUUGCCGCCACCUUGCUCUACCUCGGGGUGCCGGUGCUGCUCAUCUUCGUCUCCUACGGCCGCAUCGCCCGGGCCGUGCUGAGGAUAGGGUCGGGUGAGGGACGGCGGAAGGCGUUUGGGACCUGCGAGUCUCACCUGCUGGUGGUGUCCCUGUUCUACGGCAGCAUCCUCACCGUCUACAUCCUGCCACAUAACCGCUACGCCGAGGCCAGAGGCAAGUGGCUCUCCCUCUUCUACACGGUGGUUACCCCCACUCUCAACCCCCUCAUCUACACCCUGAGGAACCAAGAUGUGAAAGGUGCCAUGAGGCGAUUGUUGGUCCAGAAGACGGUCAAGUGA
Molecule: messenger RNA, 930 nt
Organism: Tachyglossus aculeatus (Australian echidna)
Lineage: Eukaryota; Metazoa; Chordata; Mammalia; Monotremata; Tachyglossidae
Product: olfactory receptor 2G6-like
Exons: 1
Coding region: 1-930 (309 amino acids)
Biological process (GO): G protein-coupled receptor signaling pathway
Cellular component (GO): membrane
Molecular function (GO): olfactory receptor activity; G protein-coupled receptor activity
Source: RefSeq, a predicted model, not a curated record